GUCCAAGCAAUAAAUUUUAACAACAGUUAUUUCAAAAAAAAUCAAAAAGAGAAAAGAAAGGAAAAGGAAAAAAAGUCUGUAGAUUUUCUGCGUUUGCUUCCAAAAGGACAGAAAAAACAUUGAAUGUUUAGCGCGUGAAACGCUAACUUAAAUUUUGUUAUCAUUUUCGGAUUUGCAUUUUCUGGAGAGUUUAUAUAUAUUGGUGUUUUUUGUUCUUGGUAAUUAUCAAAAACCAUGGGGAGGUCUCAGGAUAAGCUUGAUAAGAUGCAGCUCCGGCAGAGUUACCGGAAUGUAUGGCAGUCUGAUCUCAUGGGCACUGUCACCGCCGAUACUCCUUAUUGUUUCUUCUCGUGUUUGUGUGGACCUUGUGUUUCAUACUUACUUCGAAAGAGAGCACUUUACAAUGACAUGUCAAGGUACACUUGUUGCGGUGGAUAUAUGCCUUGUAGUGGUAGGUGUGGAGAAAGCAAAUGCCCUCAACUUUGUCUUGCCACUGAGGUUUUCUUCUGUUUUGGAAACUCUGUAGCAUCUACUCGGUUUAUGCUACAAGAUGAAUUCAACAUCCAAACAACACAAUGCGACAAUUGCAUAAUUGGAUUUAUGUUCUGUCUCAACCAAAUCGCUUGCAUCUUCUCUCUUGUCGCUUGCAUUGUUGGAAGUGAUGAACUCUCCGAAGCUUCUCAGUUGCUCUCUUGCUUGGCUGAUAUGGUCUAUUGCACGGUCUGCGCAUGUAUGCAGACACAACACAAGAUCGAGAUGGACAAAAGAGAUGGUGUGAUUGGUUCUCAACCAAUGUCAGUGCCACCAGCUCAGCAAAUGUCUCGCAUUGAUCAACCGGUCCCUCCCUAUGCCGGUUACCCUCCACCUGGCUAUCCCCAGCCUUACUAUCCACAGCCUGGUCAUGGUUACCCUCCUGCUCCGGGUUAUCCACCUCCCGGUCAGAGUUACCCUCCUCCCGGUCAGGGUUACCCUCCUCCCGGUCAGGGUUACCCUCCUCCCGGUCAGGGUUAUCCUCCUGCACCGGGCUAUCCUUCAACCGGUUAUCCCUCAAAGUAAAAAACAUUAAUCGAUAUCUCAAUCUUUGAAGUCAAAGUUGUAAUAUCAGAUCUCAAACCGGUCUUCAGAACUUUUAUAUCGUUGAACUAUUGUCCUUUGGUAUGUUGUGAUUACUUUGCAAGUACUUUCUGUUUGGUUCAGGCCCGGAAACCUUCUAUAUACCGACCGGUUUGCUGUCUCAUCGGUUUUUGGUUUUCUUCUUAAUUAUCUAAUGGACAACUAAACUCUAGAAAACCAUAUAGUUUAGUUUACAUCUUUUGUUUUAAUCGGGAAUAGUUUAUUUUUUGUAUUAA
This is a messenger RNA of Thlaspi arvense, 1349 nucleotides long. The record is from the annotation of a GenBank genome assembly. Lineage: Eukaryota; Viridiplantae; Streptophyta; Magnoliopsida; Brassicales; Brassicaceae.